Molecule: messenger RNA, 4953 nt
Organism: Esox lucius (northern pike)
Lineage: Eukaryota; Metazoa; Chordata; Actinopteri; Esociformes; Esocidae
Gene: lrch2
Product: leucine-rich repeats and calponin homology (CH) domain containing 2
Exons: 22
Coding region: 14-2275 (753 amino acids)
Molecular function (GO): protein binding
Source: RefSeq, a predicted model, not a curated record
ACUAAUUCCUCUUAUGAAAAUGGCGUCGAGUCAGGGAGGUGUGGGAGCUGUAACGGCUCUUCCAAACCACCACAUAUCCAACGGUCCUCAUUGGAACCCGGGUAUCAACCAGCAUCAGCACCAACUCCACACAGCCCGGAGCUUAGACCGCGCUCUGGAGGAUGCCGUGUGCUCAGGGACGUUGAAUCUUAGUGGUAGGAAGCUUAGGGACUACCCUGGACCGAGCUAUGAUCUUACAGAUACUACGCAGGCAGAUCUGUCCAAGAACAGGCUCACAGAGAUCCCUCCAGAGGUGUGUCUCUUCGCCCCCCUCGAGUCCCUCAAUCUCUAUCAUAACUGCAUCAAAUGCGUCCCAGAAGCCGUCAUCAACCUGCAGAUGCUGACCUAUCUCAAUGUCAGCCGGAACCUUCUUUCAACAUUGCCAAAAUACCUGUUCAACCUCCCACUCAAAGUGCUGGUGGUGAGCAACAACAAGCUGGUGUCCCUCCCAGAAGAGAUUGGGAAGGCCAAAGAGCUGAUGGAACUGGACAUCAGCUGUAAUGAGAUCCAGGUGCUGCCCCCUCAGGUUGGGAGGCUUCAGGCCUUAAGGGAACUCAACAUCAGGAGGAACUGUCUUCACAUGCUGCCAGAAGAGCUGGCGGACUUGCCACUCAUCAGACUGGACUUCUCCUGCAAUAAGAUCACAGAGAUCCCUCCUGUCUACAGGAAACUCAGGCAGCUGCAACACAUCAUCUUGGACAACAACCCUAUGCAGUCCCCUCCUGCCCAGAUCUGCCUAAAGGGCAAGGUGCACAUCUUUAAGUACCUGAACCUGCAAGCAUGUAGAAUGGAUAAAAAGCCUGACUCUUUGGACCUGCCAUCCCUGGGCAAACGCUGCCUUCCCCAGCCUCUCACUGACAGCUUGGAGGAUUUUUAUCCCAGUAAGAACCACGGUCCAGACUCUGGCAUCGGCAGUGACAAUGGGGAUAAAAGACUGUCUACGACAGAGCCCUCUGAUGAUGACACCAUCAGUCUGCACUCUCAGGUCUCAGAGACGGCCCGUGCCGAUGCCCUCUCCCUCCUCUCAAAGAUGGACUCGGCCAAAGAUCAGGACCCCUAUGACUUCAUCGAGCCUAACCCAGAUGAGGAUGCUGCGCUUUCAGAAGGGGAUGGCCAGCAGACUGGACCCUAUAUCUCAUGUAUAAAGGAAUUGGAGAAGGUUCUUAACAAGUCACAACAAAACAAGGACAAGGACAGCUGGAGAGAGGAGUGUGGCUCUGAUAAAGAGCAGCUAGCUGAAGAGGAGGAGGAUGAGCUGAAAGAGGUGCUGGAUUUGAGGAAGAUUGCCGUCCAACUCCUUCAGCAGGAACAACAAAACAGAAGACGGUCCUUAAUUUGUAGAGCAGAGAGUCUAAUCCACCGAAGGAGGGUUGCCGGCCGAGCACACAGGUUCCUCAGUCACUCAGGCAGCUCCAGCAGCAAACAGAGGCCCCCCUCCCAAGCCAUCCGCAGUGCCUCACUGGAUGAAGGAAGCAGUGGAGCAUCAGUGCUGAGUGGCCAGGACCCUGACUUCGCAGACGAUGACACGGCUUUCUCUGAGCCCUCCUCUUCGUGCUCCUUUGACGGCAGCCUGAAGUCCGAGUCUGACACAGAGCCAAAGUGGCCAGAGGUUCCACCCGUACUGAACCAGAACGAGGAGCGUAGAAGGAACAAGUACCUGAGGAAAGAUUAUUUAAAGUACAAGUGCCAGAGUGCCAGAAGAAACUCCAGCGGGAAUGAUGAGUGUGAGGAUGGAAUGCGGAAUGCUGAUUUCAGUACCACCCUCACAGUGUUUGGCCUGAAACCAAGAUCUGCAUUUUGUCGAAGCAGCCGUCAGGAACCAUCAGACCCCAGUUUCACCAUGAGAAGGAAAAUGGAACACCUGAGAGAAGAGAUGGAGCAGAUUGGCCUCCUACGGCAGAACCUGGAAUCCAGACUGAAGGUCUUGCUGCCGGACGAUGUCGGAGCUGCUCUGAUGGAUGGAGUUGUCCUGUGCCAUUUGGCCAAUCAUAUCCGUCCUCGAUCAGUGGCCAGCAUCCAUGUACCCUCCCCCGCAGUGCCAAAGCUAAGCAUGGCCAAAUGCCGCAGGAAUGUGGAGAACUUCCUGGAUGCUUGUAAGAAGCUAGGUGUGCCACAGGAUAAGCUGUGUUUGCCCCACCACAUCCUAGAGGAGCGUGGGCUGGUGAAGGUGGGCAUGACUGUCCAGGCUUUACUGGAUUUGCCUGCCUCCAAGCCCACCCAACUGUCGGCUGUCUAACAUCAGCCUGAACACUGCCUCCCCCCAUCCAGUACAGCUAUACACCCCUCAGCCCUACAGCCCACAGUGGGGGGGACUUCCGGCCUGCUCCGCUCAUAACUGAUGACCAGGGAACCCCUGGGGACUGGGGGCCCAGGGGCUGCAGGGAGUCCACUGCCAGCUGACUGAGCCAGGAAAGGGAGGGGUCAUUCAGCUCCUCUUGCCCUUCCUAUAUGAUAUCAGCUGGGACCCAACCCCCAUCCAUCAGAUUGUUAGCUUCUGUCAUGGAGCCACUAUUAUACGGAGUACCUGUCUAAGAAGAGUACUAAUGGGAUUACCGGUUUUACCUGAACCGUGGAGACUUUAUAAGAGCUGGUAAACCUAAAACCAGGUAAGAGGCCAGACUGAAGGGGGAAUCCCAGUAAAGAUGAAGAACUCUCUGACUGUGGUGAUAUUGAAUAGCCCAUGCCCAGACUGAAAUGGGGUUUCUAUUCUCUGUAUUAAAGACAUUGGUAGUGAAGUGAUAGCUGUUUUAAAGGCAUGUACGCUCACUCUUUCACCCAGAGAACUUAACUCUAUGCGGCCCACGAGCCACAUCACAUAACUCAAGUGGUCCUUACACUCUUUGACUCAUUUUAGAAACAAAUAACCUUCAAGGGGUAUUUGUCAUGCUAAUGUAAGAGCAUUGUGUUAUAUCACACAAUAGCUCUAUUUGCAAUCCCAAAGGUAAAUAUUGGGACAUCCUCGGUGGUGCCAACCCCGUUGGACCCAGCAGCAUAACCCAACCUGACCCUGAGUCUGCAUUAGACUAGAAUUCUUCUAGAACCAAUAACAGUGCCAUUUAGGGGAAGAAUCAUUAGCUAACCUUUUAAAGCAUGGUAUCCGUGAGUCAAAUGGAACUUGUAAUGCAGCACACACCGGAUAGAGACUUCCUCACAUGCACAAUGUUGUAACUUUUUUAGUACCACAGGUGUUUAUUUGAAUAGGACUAGUUAAAUGCCACUUGAAACACACUGAACAGGAGAUGACAUCUGUAGGUACGUUGAAGCCACAGAGGUGUGUAGUUGGGAUGUUUGUUCUAGGUGUGUGCAAUAUGGCAAACAAAUCAUAUUACUAUAUAUAUAUAUAUCCGGAAUUGGAUUGUUUAGUGAUUACGUUUCUGAUUAUUUCCACUAUUUUUUGUUUCACUGCCAAGACUGCCUAGAACAUCUUGAUGAAUUCUAGACAUCUUGACAGUCUAGAACACAUAGGGAAAAAAAAGAUUUGUAACCAAAAAAUUUAUUUUUGCAUGUAUACACCCUUUAAUUUAAAGAUAAAUUCCAGGAUUUUCACCCACUGUUUGUGAAAGUGGCACUGUUGAGCCAAAACGGGUCCCCGUAUAUGAUGUACUGUCCUGUAGUAUUUGCAAAUAUAGUGCCCCAUGUCAUCAAACCAAGUUGUUUUCAAACUUAGCAAAUCAUGGCUAAAUGAGGUAUGAUAGUGAUUCUCCUAAUAGAUUAUGCGCAUAUAAACAACAUAUUACACAUCCAUCCAAAAAUGAGAGGUUUAAAAAGAUAGUUUUCACAAGUCCUGGAACGCAUCUUUAAGUGUGCAGGAUACAUUUUUGGUUAGCUGGUUUUCUGUAGCACAGGUGAUUGCAGAAUUAGCCUGGGGAGCAUAUGUUGAAUAGUUGUAAUACUUUGAAAGGUUCUGGGUAAAGUCUUUUUACGUACCGCAACCAGGGUUUUCUGGGCAGGGGUUAAAAUCACAAUUUUUUUCUAUAAUUUUUAUUUGUAAUAGUAUUUACAAUGCCUUGGGAAUAUAUUCAGACUCCUUCACUUUCUCCACAUUGUCCUGUUUCAUAGACUUAAUUUAUAAUUGAUGUAAUAAAAAAAUAGACGUAAUGACAAAACAAAAACCCAUUUUUAGAAUUUUUGAAGAUGAAAACUUAAACAUCCCAUGUACAUAAGUAUUCAGACCCUUUCAGACCCUUUGCCACUCCAAAUUUGCCACUCCUCUAACUAUCAUUGAGAUGUCUUUACAACUUUAUCGGACUCUAUCUGUGGCAAAUUCAAUUGAUUUGACAUGAUUUUGAGAAGUACACACUUGUCUGUAUUAGAGGUCAACUAUAAUUUUUCAAUGGCAAUACAGAAACCGAUCAUUUUGGGACAAAAAUAGUAGAUACCUAUUAAGUGGAUAAUUAGUGAUUUAUUUAAAUAAUAACAAUUACAACAAUAAUUUUUGAACCAUGAACACUUUUAAUGUAAUGUCUUUAUAAUACACCGCCCCAAAAGCGUAUUGACCGUAAUCAAUUACUGAUUGUUUUGAAAAGCUCAAAUCGGCCCCAGAUUAAUUGGUAAGGCUGAUCUAUAGCCAUCAAAGCCAUCAGGGAAUACUGUUGCCAUGAAAGGGUGCACAUGGUCUGCAACAAUGCUUAGGUAGGUGGUACGUGUCAAAGUAACAGCCACAUGAAUGGCAGGACCCAAGUUUUCCCAGAAAAACUUUGCCCAAAGCAUCACACUGCGUCUGCCUGCUUACCUCCUUUACAUAAUGCUUCCUGGUGACGUUCUCCAGGUUAGCGAUGCACAUGCACCCAGCCAUCCCCGUGAGGUUAAAGGAAAUGUGAGUCAUCAGCCUAGGCCACCUUUUUCCAUUGCUCCGUGGUCUAGUUCCAUUGCUCCGUGGUUGCAGUUUUGGAGAUGCUCUGACCCAGUUGUCUA